UGCGUGAAAAUUGCGGAUCUGCUAAUUGCUAUUCAAUUCGUUGUGAUUAAUUAAAAAGUGUUAUUUAAUCAAGCUAGUGCAAGCAGCUUAUAAUUAAUUUCAUCAUGGUUUGAGUUACCAAGCGUCACGGUGUAGAAUUUUAGAAAAUUAAGUGAAUUUUAUAGUGGACUAUGUGCUAACGCUAAGCAUUAGGUUGGGUUGUAACCAUGACGCAGUUUUUACCUCCUAAUUUGCUCGCCCUAUUUGCGGCAAGGGACCCUAUCCCUUAUUUGCCGCCUGCUGCGAAGCUCCCGCAUGAAAAGAAACAAAAAGGCUAUGAUGGCGUCGGCGCUUUUCUCAACAUCUUUGAGCACCCGUCAGAAACACCACCGCCCACCCGUGUAGAGACACGAGAGGAGCGCGCAGAGCGUCGUCGCCGCGAGAGAGCGGAACAGACCGCUUACAAGCUAGAACAGGAGAUUGCACUGUGGGACCCGGUGGCCAACGCGAGGGCUACCGCUGACCCUUUCAAAACGCUCUUUGUUGCGAGAAUUAACUAUGACACAUCAGAAUCAAAACUGAGAAGAGAAUUUGAAGGCUAUGGAGCUAUUAAAAAGAUAUACAUGGUGUACAAUAAGGAAGACGGUAAACCUCGCGGCUACGCGUUCAUCGAGUACGAACACGAGCGCGACAUGCACUCGGCGUACAAGCACGCGGACGGGAAGAAGAUCGACGGCAAGCGGGUGCUGGUGGACGUCGAACGCGCCCGGACGGUGAAGGGUUGGCUGCCGAGGAGGCUUGGUGGUGGACUGGGCGGCACCCGACGCGGAGGCGCCGAUGUCAACAUCAAGCACUCGGGCCGCGAGGACAACGAGCGUGAGAGAGAACGCUACAGCCGCGAGCAGAGAGAGAGAGACGAACCACGCGGCGGGCGCCGCCGCAGCCGCUCGCGCUCGCCGCGUCGGCGCAGCGGCUCUCGCUCACGCCGCCGCGAGAAGGAAAGGGACAGGACGAGAGAAGACGAGCCGGCUGAGAGCCGUCGCCGGCGACGUUCCCGCUCGCGCUCCCGCCGACGCGACAAGGACAAGGAGAAGCACCGCGACCGCGACGCGCGCUCCGACCGCGACCGCGACCGUGACCGCAAGCGCGCGCGCAGGGAUAAAGACAAGGACCGUGACCGCAAGGAGCCCAAACUGCGGGUGGACGAAAUCAAGGUCAAACAGGAACCACACACUGACUAUCCCGAGUUCACUCUGCCCGCCAUGGACGUCCAAAUCAAGCAGGAGCCGGCGGACGACGACGAGAACAAAUACAACCCGGAGGAGGCGAACGGGGACGACUACAACUACUAAACAGGCUGUUUACAUGCUUUUGUGCAUUUUGGCUCAGAACUCACUAUCAGGAGGUCUUAGAAUCUAUUGCAUGCAUGACAUGAGCAUUUCUCUUUUUUUGUUUUGAUUUUUUUAGGGAAUUUUAGGUCAAUUGAGGAGUGUCU
Leguminivora glycinivorella is the source of this 1474-nucleotide messenger RNA. It is a transcript of the gene snRNP-U1-70K, whose product is annotated as U1 small nuclear ribonucleoprotein 70 kDa. The record is from RefSeq and is a predicted model, not a curated record. Gene Ontology annotation, cellular component: precatalytic spliceosome; U1 snRNP; U2-type prespliceosome. Bases 207 to 1331 code for a protein of 374 amino acids. Gene Ontology annotation, biological process: mRNA splicing, via spliceosome. The transcript is spliced from 11 exons. NCBI's taxonomy places the organism in Eukaryota, Metazoa, Arthropoda, Insecta, Lepidoptera, Tortricidae. Gene Ontology annotation, molecular function: mRNA binding; U1 snRNA binding.